AUGGCGGACAAGGAGGCAACCGUUUACAUCGUGGAUGUGGGCAAAUCCAUGGGCGAGCGUCGUCAUGGCCGCUCCGUGACCGAUCUCGAAUGGUCGAUGCAGUAUGUCUGGGAGCGCAUCACCGGGACGGUAGCAACUGGGCGCAAAACAGCCACUGUGGGCGUACUCGGCCUUCGGACAGAUGAAACGGACAACGAGCUCGGAGAUGAAGCCUACUUUGCGAACAUUUCGGUAUUUUCGGGGAUCAAACAGUUCCUCAUGCCCGAUCUACGGAAGUUGGGUGAAGACAUAAAGCCCAGUAAUACAAACAGGGGAGACGCGAUUUCUGCCAUCGUCUUGGCCGUCCAGAUGAUCAUCACUUACUGCAAAAAGUUGAAAUACAAGCGCAAGAUCGUCCUGGUCACGGAUGGUCAGGGGCGAAUGAGCAGCGAGAAUCUCGAUGAGAUCACGAAGAAAAUCAAGGAGGAUAACAUUGAACUCGUCGUACUAGGAGCCGACUUCGACGAUCCUGAGUACGGGGUAAAAGAAGAGGACAAAGACCCUCGAAAGGCCGAAAACGAGACACUUCUGCGGAGCUUGGUCGAAGAUUGCGAUGGAGUCUACGGAACGUUAGAACAAGCAGUGUCAGAGCUGGAGAUCCCUAGAGUGAAAAGCGUCCGGGUGACAGCUUCCUUCAAAGGCUUUCUUCAACUGGGGAACUCGGAGGAAUAUGACACGGCAGUUCGCAUCCCUGUGGAACGUUACUUCAGAACCCACGUGGCCAAGCCACCCACGGCAAGUCAAUUUGUUCUGCGCUCAGAUGUAAAUGAGCAAGAAAAUCCCGAAUCAUCUGCGACUCUAGACGUCCAUAAAGACAGUCAGUCCACGGACGCGAACAAUCUCACAGCCGUACGACCUCUGCGAACGUACCAGAUUGACGACGAGAGCGCACCCGGUGGUAAGAUUGAUGUGGAGCGAGACCAACUAGCCAAAGGCUACGAGUAUGGUCGAACCGCAGUUCACAUCGACGAGACCGACGAGGGCAUCACGACUCUCGACACAUUCGCUGGUCUGGAACUGCUCGGCUUUAUCCAAACUGAUAAUUAUGAUCGCUACAUGCAUAUGUCAACGACCAACAUCAUCAUCGCCCAGCGUGCCAAUGACAAGGCGGCCCUCGCUCUUUCCUCCUUCAUUCAUGCACUUUUUGAAUUAGACUGCUACGCCGUAGCUCGUCUAGUAACGAAGGAGAACAAACCGCCAAACGUGGUCCUACUUGCCCCCUCAAUCGAACCGGAUUACGAAUGUCUCAUGGAGGCGCAGUUGCCAUUUGCCGAAGACGUCCGCACCUACCGUUUCCCUCCGCUGGACAGAGUAAUCACGGUCUCGGGCAAGGUAGUGACACAACAUCGAAAUCUUCCCAGCGAUGACUUACAAAAUGCCAUGGACAAAUACGUGAACAGUAUGGAGAUGGUCGAUACGGAUGAUGAUGGUAACCCCAUCGAUACCGUCCCAAUCGAAGACUCAUUCUCGCCGCUCCUCCAUCGAACCGCAGCCGCGAUCCGCUCUCGAGCCAUCCAUCCCAACGAACCGAUCCCACCUCCCUCCAGCACCCUCCUCAAAUUCUCUCAACCCGCAGAGGACCUCGUCGAAAAGUCCAAGAAACACCUCGAUAGACUCAUCGCGGAAGCCGACGUCAAGAAAGUACCGCCCAAGACCAAGGGCCGUAAACGAGCCCGGGAGAACGAGAAGCCCCUGUCAGGUCUCGACGUCGAUUCUCUGCUUCAGCAAGAAAAACGUGCCAAGAUCUCGCCCAACAAUGCCAUCCCGGAGUUCAAGCAGACUCUGGCGCAGCCCGAAAACAUCGACGUUAUCAAGGACGCUGUCAAGCAGAUAGCUGUCAUUAUUGAGGAUCAGAUCCGUCACAGCUUCGGCGAUGCGAACUACGAUCGGGUUAAUGAGGAACUGGGAGUUAUGCGGGAAGAGCUGAUAGAGUACGAGGAGCCUACGCUGUAUAACGACUUCUUGGUCUCGCUGAAAGAGAAGCUGUUGAAGGAGGAGCUGGGCGGUGAUCGGCGGGAACUGUGGUGGCUGAUUCGACGAAGCAAGCUGGGCUUGAUCGAUCAGGGGCAGUCUGAUCAGUCGAAAGUAACCGAAGAAGAAGCGAAGGAGUUUAUGUCUGCCAAGUGA
This is a messenger RNA of Aspergillus melleus, 2166 nucleotides long. RefSeq names its product ATP-dependent DNA helicase 2 subunit KU80 (gene YKU80). Gene Ontology annotation, biological process: cellular response to X-ray; double-strand break repair via nonhomologous end joining; telomere maintenance. Bases 1 to 2166 code for a protein of 721 amino acids. Gene Ontology annotation, molecular function: damaged DNA binding; double-stranded DNA binding; telomeric repeat DNA binding. The record is from RefSeq and is a predicted model, not a curated record. Gene Ontology annotation, cellular component: Ku70:Ku80 complex; nucleus. The transcript is spliced from 11 exons. NCBI's taxonomy places the organism in Eukaryota, Fungi, Ascomycota, Eurotiomycetes, Eurotiales, Aspergillaceae.